CAGCGGCGCGCCGAGAAGCCAGCCGCCGGCGAAGCCGGGAACCCCCCUCCCGCACUCGUCUCCGACCAUGCCCGACGAAGCCACGGAAAACGCCGGCUCCACCUCCGCCCGCGUCUCGUCCUUCUUCAUCGAGGACCUGCUGGGCACCGAGAGCGCGGCAGGCGGCGGGGCGCGGCGGGCGGCAGCGGGCGAUGGUCCCCGCGGGACUCCGCGCUGCGGGCCGCGCUCCCCGCUCCGCCUCGGCGCCCCGGGCUGCCCCCUCCGUGACGCCGCCGUCGGCUGGUACCGCCGAGCGCACGCCGCGUUCCUGGGCUGCGCCAGCCCCGACACCAGCGACCGAGACUCGCCCGAGCUGCCCGAGGAGCCUGCGGACCGGGCGAGCAGCGGUGGUCGGGCGGCGGUGCGGGGCCCGGCGGGCGGACGGCCAGGAUUGAGCGGCCGCGAAGAGGAGGAGGAGGAGCGCGGCGAGGAGCCGGGAGAGCCGGAGCAACGCGCAGCCGGCCGCAAGAAGAAGACGCGCACGGUGUUCAGCCGCAGCCAGGUGUUCCAGCUGGAGUCCACCUUCGACGUGAAGCGCUAUCUGAGCAGCUCGGAGCGCGCCGGGCUGGCCGCCUCGCUGCACCUCACCGAGACCCAGGUGAAGAUCUGGUUCCAGAACCGCCGCAACAAGUGGAAGCGGCAGUUGGCCGCUGACCUGGAGGCGGCCAACCUCUCCCACGCCGCCCAAAGGAUAGUGCGGGUCCCCAUUUUGUACCACGAGAACUCGCCGGCGAGCGCCUUGGGCUUCCCCCUGCCCCACAUGUCGCCCCCCUUGGUGAGCUUCUCCAGCGGCGUCAGCUACCCCCUGGGCACCUUCCCUGCCGCCUCCAUCCCAUUCCUACGAUCGCAGAUGACAGGACUCGUCUGA
This is a messenger RNA of Strigops habroptila (Kakapo), 907 nucleotides long. RefSeq names its product homeobox protein HMX1-like. Gene Ontology annotation, cellular component: nucleus. The transcript has 2 exons. Gene Ontology annotation, biological process: negative regulation of DNA-templated transcription; regulation of transcription by RNA polymerase II. Gene Ontology annotation, molecular function: DNA-binding transcription factor activity, RNA polymerase II-specific; RNA polymerase II transcription regulatory region sequence-specific DNA binding. The record is from RefSeq and is a predicted model, not a curated record. NCBI's taxonomy places the organism in Eukaryota, Metazoa, Chordata, Aves, Psittaciformes, Psittacidae. Bases 68 to 907 code for a protein of 279 amino acids.